This is a messenger RNA of Hemibagrus wyckioides, 1019 nucleotides long. RefSeq names its product leucine-rich repeat-containing protein 30-like. NCBI's taxonomy places the organism in Eukaryota, Metazoa, Chordata, Actinopteri, Siluriformes, Bagridae. The record is from RefSeq and is a predicted model, not a curated record. Gene Ontology annotation, molecular function: protein binding. Bases 75 to 1019 code for a protein of 314 amino acids. The transcript has a single exon.
UUGAAGAAACUUCAUCUUACCACUGAAAAGCCUGUGAACAAAUUCACACAUUCUUAAGGGAAAUUGUCUCUGCAAUGUUUCUUCUAAGGCAAAAGAUAGCUCAGCAACCAACAUCUCAUAGGGAUGUUGCUCCAAGGGUCCAGGGACCGAGGCGCUCUGCAAACAGUACCUCUUAUGAUUUAAAACGGCUGAAGAGAUGCAAAAGCAACCGUGAAGAGAAUCUGUCUUCUGCAGCACGUCUACGCAAACAUGCCACCACGCACUUUGGCUACAGCACCCUCAGUCUCUCCAUGAGGGGCCUGGAUGAGGCUCCAGCUGACCUUUGGGAGCUCCAUGAGCUGGACAAGCUCAACUUGUCCAUUAACAAUUUAUACUCUCUACCUUCCGGCCUGGGAAAUCUGAAGAACCUUGUGGUGCUCAACAUAUGGGGGAACGAGUUGGAGAGACUUCCUCCUGAGAUUGGGCUCCUACAGAACUUAAAGGUACUGUUUGCCUACUGCAACCGCCUCAGUGAGGUGCCUGAGGAACUGGGCUAUUGUGGAAAACUCGAGGUCCUCAGUCUUGCCAACAACCAGCUGACAGGGCUUCCAGGCAGCCUGGUCUCCAUGCAAAAGCUGGCCAAGCUAAAUCUGAGCUACAACCGUAUGUCACAUGUCCCCACUUGCAUCUACGCCAUGAAGGCUCUUGUGUUCCUGCAUAUGGCCUACAAUGUCCUGGACAGCAUUGCCAACCAGAUCCAGGAAUUAGCCAACCUCAAGAUUCUGAUAGUGGAAGGCAACAACAUCCACACUCUACCCCGGACUCUGUGCCUUUUGACUGACCUGCAGCUCCUCAAUGUGGAUUUCAAUGACCUGCAGAACAUCCCUGCAGAAAUGUACAUGCUCAAGAGCCUCAAAAGGCUGGCGUGUCAUCCACUUGAUAAGGGUUUGCAUAUUGUUCAUAAUCCACUCUUGAAACCUCUACAAGAAGUGCUACAGGGAGGACUGGAUGCUUUGUAUAACUAUAUCAAACAUGCCUGA